This is a messenger RNA of Rotaria socialis, 984 nucleotides long. The record is from the annotation of a GenBank genome assembly. Lineage: Eukaryota; Metazoa; Rotifera; Eurotatoria; Philodinida; Philodinidae.
AUGUAUUCCAAAUUGAUUGCUGCACUUUUUCUCAUUCUUUCUAUUCAUCUCACAUUUGAACAAGAUACAGGAAACAAUCCCGGUUCUUAUGAAAUCCGUGAACAUAGUCUCAAUCGUCCAUAUCCAUCUGUUUUUUCUACCUCUAAUUCGUAUUGGCAUUUAGUUGGAAAUACAUUAGUUACUGAUCGACAUAUUCGUUUAACAUCAGAUUCACAAAGUAAAGUCGGUGGUUUAUGGAAUAUAAUACCAGUUAGUUAUCCAGAUUGGGAAAUGCAUGUUCACUUUAAAGUACAUGGUAGCGGAAAAGAAUUAUUUGGUGAUGGUUUUGCUAUUUGGUAUGCCAGAGAUCCAAAAUUAGGAGGUCCUGUUUUUGGUUAUCAAGAUUAUUUUCAUGGAUUAGCUAUUAUUAUGGAUACCUAUUCGAAUCAUAACGGACCACAUAAUCAUGCUCAUCCUUAUAUAUCAGCUAUGAUCAACAAUGGUUCACUUCAUUAUGAUCAUGACCGUGAUGGUACACAUACAUCUUUAGCUGGUUGUGAAGCACAAUUCCGUGGUCGAGACACAGAUACACUUGUUGCUAUUCGUUAUCAAAAUGAUCGUUUAACUGUUUCGACUGAUAUUGAAGGAAAAAAUAUUUGGAAAGAAUGUUUUGCAGUAUCCGAUGUUCGAUUACCUACACAUUAUUAUUUUGGUUUUUCAGCAGCAACAGGUGAUUUAAGUGACAAUCAUGAUAUUAUAUCCGUACAUACAUAUCAGUUAGAAACGAGUGAACAACGGCGGACAGAAAAUCGUCAAAAUAUUAUACCGAAUGCUCCAUCAGCUGAACCUGAACGUCCACAUACUGAUGAUCCAAAAGGAUCGGGAUGGUCAGCACUAAAAAUAUUCUUUCUUAUUAUGUUUUUAAUUCUUGUUUGUCUGGCUGUGGGGAUUGGCGCAUACUAUUAUUUUGACAGACGACAAUAUCAACGUAAACGGUUCUAUUAG